Molecule: messenger RNA, 2916 nt
Organism: Meyerozyma guilliermondii ATCC 6260
Lineage: Eukaryota; Fungi; Ascomycota; Pichiomycetes; Serinales; Debaryomycetaceae
Exons: 1
Coding region: 1-2916 (971 amino acids)
Biological process (GO): protein localization to prospore membrane; ascospore-type prospore membrane formation
Cellular component (GO): prospore membrane
Source: RefSeq, a predicted model, not a curated record
AUGCCUUCUAUUUUCUAUCCUGGCAUAUUAUGUCAGUUUCUCAUCUCAUCUUUUCGCAGCCGCGACAGUUUGCGCAUGCAAUCUAAUGAUAAGCUCCAUAUCCCGUCCGGGUCGUUCACAGCUUACCGACUAACGUACUGCAGUCCACAGGAACUCUCCCAGCUGGCGCGGACAGUUUUCUUGGGCCAUAUCCCGAAUAUUUGGGCCGAUGAGAAAAGUAAAAACAUCUUUGCUCGAGCAACACAUCGAUCCAAACAAUCGGUCCAGCACAGUUUUCGAGGCGUGGUGGGUGUUAUACACAAGAGCGUUGCUGCUGGAACUUCCAAGUUUCGUCAGGAAAGAUCUCCGUUGUUUUUGGGGCAUGGAAAGUUGGAUCCAGAAACUGUGCUCCAUGAGCUAGAGGCUCCACAACAUGAAACAUCGACUUCUUCAGCUUCCUCAACUAGCCUGGCUUCGGAUACCACACCACAUAUGUUCUCUGAAUCGUUAUCGAUCACCCCAAAUGAUACGGGCCUAAAAAGUGUGCUGCCAUAUGCUGACUCUCCAACGGUGUAUCGUCCUCAUUCCCAAGAUUUGUCUUUAGUCACCACUCCCGAGACACUUUCGCCCCCCAAAACGGGAAGGAAACGUAUAAGCAUAGCAGAACCUACACCAGCAGAGCUCGAUAGGUCGGAGUUCUUGCGAGUAGCUGAACAGCACAAAAAAUUCAAAGAAAAAUUGAAACGGUUUGCACUGGUUUCCAAAGGUCACGCCAAAAGAACAGGCUCAGAUUUAAGACUGGUGGUUCAAAGACGUCUUUUGACCAAAUUCUCAGCAGGUCAAGUAGUUCGUGUGGAUAAAAUGUUGGUGCUUAUCAAGGUUCCACACACAAAGUUGGAAACUAGUCUGUUCACAGAAAACGAGCCUUGCGACACCAGGGUGGUGGGAAGAUGGAAAGAGUAUCAUGUAGCUCUACGCCGUACCGACGAUAACCUGAAUCCGCUCAUGUUGCAAUUAUAUGACCUUCCCUUGUUCGACGAAACCACAACCAAGUCCAAGCCCGAUACUUCGAUUCCUCUCUCAUCUUCCGUCACGGCGCAAUUCUACAGUCGCCUAGACAAAACCAUCAGUCUCUGGGUUGGCGGUGAAAAACCCUUGGUUUGUGUUCUUGCAUGCAAAGACCAUGUCACUGCCGUGGGCUGGCUCUAUUUUAUAGGCCAGUUUAUCAACCAAUCAUCGGACCCAACUUUCCAGAUAUCAAUACCAGACUUGGAAAUUUCGUUGCUGGUUCAUAUUUCCGAAGUAGCAUUAUUGAAAAUGGCUACGAAACAUGAAGAACUCGAGGUGGAAGAGAGAGAAUAUGGCUACAAGGUGCAAAAAAACCCACUUUUUUCCUACCUAGAUAAUGCUAUCCAUUCUUGUCUAGUGGACAAUCCCAAACUUUCCUUCCAAUUCAAACAGUGGCAGGUCCACAACCCGAAUCCUUGGUUUGUCCACAAAUACUAUGACCGAUUGGAAUGGGCUCCCGAUAAUAGUGGUUUAUUGGCGAUGCAACAUCAACUUCUUCGCAAAUGGUACACCUUGGAAUAUCGCCAGGCUGCACAUUUGUCCAGUAAAUGCACUUUCACAAAGUCAGGCGACGUUCUAGAGGAACCAGAUCCCAUCGAAGGGUUUCUAUCUCGUCUUUCAAGCAUUUCUGGCCAUAGCUUUUCCCUCUACAGAACGUUUUACAAAACUCUGUACUUUUAUUCUCAUCGAGGUCUACUUUUCUACACAAAAUAUUAUCGUGGAAUACCACCAUCAGUGAGCAAUCCGAUCAUUCACGAGAGAAACGAAACCACGGUUGCAACCGAAUAUAACCCUUACCCGCUUGAUGAAAAUGACCAUAUUGUUUGGCUUAGGGAAAACUUUACAGAAUGUGACGGUAUGGCUCAGCAAGAAUUUGAGCGCAAAACACUUCAAAUAAUCAAAGCCGAGGGAGUUAUAGACAUGUCCAGAGCCAAAUCCAUUCAACCUCUUGCAAUUGAGGACGUUCGGCUGACCCACAAAGUGUUAUUAGCGACAUUGUGGUACUCCAAUCCAUCGUUGGCUACAACAAAGGAAAUUGUCGAUUCCAGCUUCACAAUUGAAAUGGAUAGCGGAGAGAUUAUCAGGCUUCAAGCACCCAACCGGGACUCGCGAGACGAGUGGGUUGAUCGUUUGAGAGCACUCAGAGAGUACUGGGUAGCCAAGGGUAGUGAGAUUUUGAGCAGGAUAAAAACGACCAGCGUGAAAAAUCGAACUUCACGAAAAAUCACCGAGUAUAUUGAUUCCAAUGCUACAGAAGAAAUGGAACACGUUGAGGUCCAGCACUCGUUUGCUGAUCCCCAGAUCCACAAUAUUGAGCCAUUGGCCAUGAAGCAUUGCGUCUCCAUGUAUGGACACUUGUUUCUGAAAACAAAAAUGCACUCAAACUUCCGUCCGUAUUUUGUGGUGCUUUCUCCAGGGUUUCUAAUGAUUUACAAGACAUACCGCAGGUCCAAGUUGACGGGUGCAAGUAAGAAAAGUGGCUAUUUCCGCCAUUUUAUAACGCUUCCAAUUUCAGAAUGCUAUCUUUAUUCAGGCAUAAGUUGUUCACACGAUUUGCUCGAUAGGCAAAACGCAGUCGAUGUGGUGAACCCAGGCACCCACUCGUUACCUAGAGUAUACCCAGACGGAUGGAAGUCUUCAGAGGAGGAAUCUUUACGGUGUUUUACGUUGACUGUUGGUGAGAAGCGGGCUAUUCUGAAGCACCGAAUGAAGAAAACCGAUGCCAAUUUGAACAAUCCAGGAAUGAUCAAGUUGGCUAGUAAGCUCGGUAUCACUGGUCGGAGCAUGGUAUUUAUGGCUCGGUCACGGCAAGAAAGAGAGAUAUGGGUUCAAAGAAUCUUUUGCGAAAUCGACCGGUUUGCAUUAUAA